AUUGUUUACUAUCAUUUAUCAGUUAUCAGUUAUCACACUGAAAAACGCUUUCGAGUUCGUUUAUGAGUUAUGAACUGAGUCUGUGUACACAAACAGUUAAUGUGAAUAAUAAUUAAUACAUCUUUUAUUUUCAUACUUCAUUGUUUUUAACAGUUAAACGUUUUAUACUGUUAAGGCAUUAGGGAUUAUUGUAUUUCGUUUUUUAGUCAAGCUAAUUAAAUCGGUAAUUCCUAAAAUGAAUAAAAGAAAACUAGAAGAAGAGAUUUUUCAACAGAAUAAGUUUGAAAAAUUAAAUAAUGUAGCUGAUUCGGAAGACGACGACGACGAUAGUGUUGAUGAAAAUAAUUAUGAUGUCAUGCAAGAGCAAGAUAUUGAAGGUCAAGAAGAAGGAGUUGUUGGUCAAGAUGGUGAGAUACGAAUCACACCAUUUAAUAUGCAAGAAGAACUCGAAGAAGGGCACUUUGAUAAAGAAGGAAUGUAUCACUGGAAAAAAGAGAAAGAUGUACAGGACAAUUGGCUAGAGAAUAUUGAUUGGUGUAAAAUUAAAGAUAUGUCAAAAGAAAAGAAGAAAACUGAUGAAAGUGAAGAAGAUAAUGUAGAAUUCAAUGUUGUUGCUGCUUAUAAAGAAAUCUUAAGUAUGAUGGAGCCCAAAGAGACCAUUUCAAAAUCAUUAAGGCGUUUAGGUGGAAACAAACGACUUACAACUGCUGAAAGAUGGAAAUUAAAAAAGGCAGGGUUAAGUACUGAUGAGGGUUCAUCUACGAAAGUCACUAGACUUACAGAGCUUGCUAAUCAAAUUUUAACAGCUAAUGGCAACAUGGAUGUUUAUCAAGAAACUUAUGAGCAGAUUUCUCAGAUUAUUUCAAAAUCAGAAAAAAGAGGCCAACCUUCAACUUCUAUGUCAUCAGAUUUAGAUAUGUAUGCAGAAGAUUUUGAUUUAAAAGAAAAGGAAAAAUUAGAAAGUACAAACCAGAGUGAUAAAGUAGAACCAGAAGAAUCAGAAGAGCUAUUGACAGGAGAGUCAUUACAAUGGGAAUACAAAUUUUCAUUAGAAAGUAAUGAAGUAUUUGGUCCGUAUAAUACCGAGCAAAUGCAAAAAUGGAAAGUAGAAGAUAAAUUUAAGGAACCCAUUUGGGUACGUAAAUGUAAUUCAAACAGUGAUUUUCAUUCAUUCAUACGGGUUGAUUUUGAACUUUAUUUAUAAGUAUUUUUAGUGUAUGUGUUUAUUUAAUUUACUAAGUAAAGUGUAUAAUUAAAAUAGAUUUUAAUCCGGGAAUUGUAACGGUUAAACCAGAAAAAAUUAUUAAUGUUUUAUUUCUCAUUUAUUCUUUGUAACAUCUAUUCCUAGUUUAAAAUUUUCCGAUUUGUAAUACUAUCUGUUCAUUUUCAAGGUUUUAAAUUUAGAUUUAAUUUAAUGUAAUUUAUAUAGUUAUUUUAGUUUUAAUACAUUAAAUUUAUGUUAAAAUAGUUUA
Molecule: messenger RNA, 1472 nt
Organism: Rhopalosiphum maidis (corn leaf aphid)
Lineage: Eukaryota; Metazoa; Arthropoda; Insecta; Hemiptera; Aphididae
Gene: holn1
Product: CD2 antigen cytoplasmic tail-binding protein 2 homolog
Exons: 5
Coding region: 236-1204 (322 amino acids)
Cellular component (GO): U5 snRNP
Molecular function (GO): protein binding
Source: RefSeq, a predicted model, not a curated record